CUCGGAAGAGAGAAAACCCUCAAAAACCAAACCCAAUCAGUUCCGGAAUCCUUCUCUUCUUCUCUAUAUAAAACCCAAUCCCAUCAGAUUCAGCGUCUUACUUAAUCUUUGUUUGUUUAUUUCAAUCCUAUACUCCGGAUUUUCUCUUCUCUAUUUCAAGUUAUUCAGAUCGAGGUAUGCAGCAGGCUGAUCAAUCGGUGUUGAGCUUGAGACCUGGUGGCGGUCGUGGUAGACACCUUGGUCCUCGCUUCGACUCCUCCUCUUCCUCCACCGCGCCUUCUUCUCUUGCUUUCGGCUCCUUUUCUUCUGAUCUCCCUACCUUGCGCCCCCAUGGCGGCGGCGGCUCUGGUUUCUCCAUUAGGGCUGGAGACUCGCGAUUUGAGGGUCGUGAACGUGUGAGGUACACUAGAGAGCAGCUCUUUCAGCUUAGAGAGGCUGUUGAGGUUCCUGAUGAAAUUAUUAAAGUCAGACAAGAAGUUGAAGCCGAGUUUCUUGUUGAAAAUCAACCCUGGGUCCAUGAACCCAGAUUGCCAAAUCAACCAGCUCAUUAUCCUGAGCCAGACAACCGGGAUUGGCGCAACCGUCGUCCUGAGACACCUCGGGAGAAUAGGGAGCCUGGUAAUUACAAACAGCAGGAACCAAAUCAACAACAAUAUUCUAGGCCACAAAACCCUUCCAACCAAGUGGGAGGGAUAGUAAAAGCCGAGGUCCCAUGGUCAGCUAGAAGGGGUACCCUAUCUGACAAGGACCGUGUGCUGAAGACUGUGAAGGGGAUACUGAACAAGCUGACACCGGAGAAGUUUGAUCUCCUUAAAGGACAGCUAGUGAAAUCUGGGAUUACCUCGGCUGAUAUCCUAAAGGACGUCAUUGAAUUGAUCUUUGAUAAGGCUGUGCUGGAACCUACAUUUUGCCCAAUGUAUGCUCUUCUAUGCUCCGAUCUUAAUGAAAGGCUUCCCCGGUUCCCGUCAGAGGAACCAGAUGGAAAAGAAAUCACUUUCAAGCGUGUCCUCUUGAACAAUUGCCAAGAGGCUUUUGAUGGUGCUGACAAACUGAGGGAAGAAGUGCGGCAGAUGACCGCCCCUGAGCAAGAGAUGGAACGUAAGGAUAAAGAAAGAUUGGCUAAGAUUCGUACUCUGGGAAACAUUCGUUUAAUUGGAGAGCUCCUGAAGCAGAAGAUGGUACCUGAGAAGAUUGUCCAUCACAUUGUUAUGGAGCUCUUAGGACCUGACCCCAACAUUUGUCCUGCUGAGGAAAACGUGGAGGCCAUAUGCCAUUUUUUUACCACUAUUGGUAAACAGCUUGAUGAGAAUCAAAAAGCACGUCAUGUAAACAAGGGGUACUUUGACCGAUUGAAGGAACUGGCAGCAAACCCUCAGUUGGCUCCAAGGCUGAGGUUUAUGGUUCGUGAUGUAAUUGAUUUGCGCUCCAACAACUGGGUUCCCAGGCGUGAGGAGGUGAAAGCUAAAACCAUCAGUGAAAUACAUACAGAGGCAGAAAAGAAUCUUGGAUUACGUCCUGGUAGCAUUAGAACUGGUCGUGGCAACUUUUCUGGUACUCAAGGGAGUGCCAGCCCUGGUCCCUUCCCCAACAACCGACCUGGUUUAGGGGGUAUGAUGCCCGGUAUGCCUGGGAUUCCAGGAACCAGGAAGAUGCCUGGUAUGCCUGGAAUGGACAAUGACAAUUGGGAGGUGCCUAAGAAUCGGUCAAUGCCAAGAGGUGAUGGUUCUGGUAUGCAGCCAGCUGUGCGUGGGGGCCAGAUGCCAUUUAGUGGCAAGCCAACGUCUGUGAACACAAGGCUGUUACCUCAGGGUAGUGCUGGCCUCACUAGUGGCCGGCCUAGUGCCUUGUUGCAGGGUACUGGUGCCCCUCCUGCUCGGCCGACCAACUACCCUUUUGGCACCGAGUCUGUAGCUCAUGUUGCUGUGCCUGCUAGACCUGUUCCUACUGCUUCGGUACCUGUUGAAAAGCCACAAGCUCCAGCUGCAAAGUCGAAACUGGAUGAACUUAGGAAAAAGACAGUUUCCCUUUUGGAGGAAUAUUUCAGUGUGCGAAUUUUAGAUGAAGCAUUACUGUGUGUGGAGGAGCUAAAUUCUCCAGCUUACCACCCUGAGGUUGUCAAAGAAGCCAUCUCUCUUGCGCUGGAGAAAAGUACAUCCUGUGUUGAACCACUUGUGAAGCUUCUCGAGCAUUUGUUUUCUAAGAAGGUCUUUACAGCGAGUGACAUAAGGAGCGGAUGUUUGCUAUAUGCGUCUUUGCUGAGUGAUAUUUGCAUUGACCUGCCUAAAGCACCGAGUUAUUUUGGUGAAGUUCUGGCAAAAUUAAUUUUAGUUGGAGCUUUGGAUUUUAAGGCGGUAAAAGAGAUUUUGAAGGAGGUGGAUGACGAUUACUAUCAGAAAGCUAUAUUCAAUGCAGGACUGCAGAUUAUUGAUUCUAGCCCUUCGGGGCAAGCCGUGCUGGAUUCACAAGCAUCUGAUAUUGAGGCCUGUCGGAGUCUAUUCUAGAUGUUCUGGAACAUCUUUGCAGGAGCAACUCCAGUUUAUGUGACCAUUGUUUAUUGUUUCACCUCAUCCCAACGCCCUUACCCUUCACCCUUCUUUUUGGGUGGAACGACUGUACUAUUAGAUAAGGGUGGAGUCAGGACAGGUUAUUUUAAAAUUUUCUUUUUUGAGCUGUAUAUUUCCUGAGGACUGAGGUCAUAGUAGUGUGAGGAAAGAAAUCGAAUCAUAAAGGCAUGAAUUUUGCUCUCUAGGUGUGGCUAAUGAAAACCAUGUGCCAACUGGCUGGAGGAUAGUGGCCCUUGAAGAGAUCCAGUUGUUAUGUACUUGAUUAGUUUUGUUAUCAAUUUUUUGUUUUGUACUUGAUUAGUUAUUUGUUUAUUUUACUCAUUGCUGAACUUGGCUAGUUCAUAAGUGCCAUGCCUUGUCUUUUAUCUUCCACUAUAAUGGAACUUGUUCUGGUUUUGGGAUUU
Molecule: messenger RNA, 2968 nt
Organism: Fragaria vesca subsp. vesca
Lineage: Eukaryota; Viridiplantae; Streptophyta; Magnoliopsida; Rosales; Rosaceae
Product: eukaryotic translation initiation factor isoform 4G-1-like
Exons: 9
Coding region: 177-2501 (774 amino acids)
Cellular component (GO): eukaryotic translation initiation factor 4F complex
Molecular function (GO): mRNA binding; protein binding; translation initiation factor activity
Source: RefSeq, a predicted model, not a curated record